AUGCAAGGUUUCGUCGUUGGCUGUGACGUGUUUGUCAUGGCUUCCAGCACAAUCUACUUCCACUUGAAGGCCACAGGGGAGGAUGACGUCAUGAUAGAAACGAUUUUACGCAAAGACAUCAUCCUGGCGUCCCAUCGGAAGAACGUUUCUAUCAGCUCCGAUGCUUUCACAGCAACGUCUGGUGCCUUCCAUAGACAAGGGCCUGGAGGGUCUUUCAUCCAGGAAAGUUUCCACAGUUCGACGGACUACCCCACGUACAUCGCAUGGCAAACGUUGUCGACAGACUUGUCCGAAAAAAUUCGGCAAGGAUCUCUGCGUCUGAACCGGGCCAACACGUUGGAAUACGCCUCAAUCACUGAGGAGGCAGGUGAAAGAAGCCCUCUACUUCAUGGUCGACAGACAGAAAAGUUGUCCGGGUCGUCCAUCUCCACGCCAGCUGUUCAGCAAGGAAUCGCAUGGACAGUAGCCGCAUUUCUGAUGGUGAACACCGCCCUUGGUGCCGGAGUCCUCAAUUAUCCGGCAGCCUACGAUCGGGCUGGAGGAAUAGUUUCUGCAACAAUAAUGCAAAUUGCGAUGAUGAUAAUGGUGGGAGGUACCAUGCUUGUACUGGGUUACUGUUCAGACCUGAACAACGACAACACCUACCACGACGUGCUCAUGUCUACGUGUGGCAAGCGAGCCCAGCAAAUGGCCGCCGGCUCUAUCUUGCUGUCUUGCUACAUAAUUUGCAUUACUUUCUUUAUAAUCAUCGGAGACCAGUAUGACAGGUUGUUCUUGUCUGUGUAUGGAGCCGAUUUCUGCCACAACUGGUACAUGAACCGUCGGUUUACCAUACUCGUCACUGCGCUGGUCUUCGUUAUGCCUCUGUGUUACUUUCAAAGGCUAGAUUUUCUCAAGUAUGCCAGUUCCUUAGGGAUCUUCGUCAUGCUGUACCCGGUAUUCCUGACAAUCUAUGCUUAUAGCAAAGGGACAAACGAACAAGUGGAAAUGAAGACUAGGCCUACCAGCUUUAUAGACGUGGUUGUCACGAUGCCAGUCAUAUGCUUCGCUUAUCAGGCGCACGAAGUGGUGAUCACUAUCUACUCCAACCUUCGCGACCGUCGUUUGGCCAACUUGACAAAGUGUACAGUCAUCUGCAUGCUGUUCAUGUUUGUGGUGUAUUGCCUAAUCGGUACUUUCGGCUACCUCACGUACGGCUCAAACGUCAAGCCCGACAUUAUGCAGAUGUUUGAUGCUUCUGACCCUUGGGUUGUCUUCGGUAUUACGGCCCUCAUCGUGAAGAUGGUCACGACUUAUCCACUGCUAAUCUUUUGCGGACGGGGUGCAUUCGACGGCAUGUAUGCUGAGGCAAUGAAGCUUUCUGCGGACGAUUACAUUCACGGAGAGCGCAGACGUCGUCUGGCCAUCACCACGGGAUGGUUCACUACUUCACUCGCAUUAUCGGUUGUCAUUUCCAGCAUCGGCGUUGUUUUGGAGCUACUUGGGUGCCUCGCCGCUGCGAACGUCUUCAUAUUUCCUGGCAUGUGCUUAAUAGGCAUGGCCUACAAGAAGGACAAGUUCCGAUUGAAGCAUGUCAAACUGAUAUUCUGCGCUGGAGCAGUGAUGACUACCUUCGGCGUGCUUAUAUUCGGCUUAGUUUUUGUGCAGUCUGUGAAAGAAUAUAUGGAAACCGGUGGUACGCACCAUCUGCUCUGCAAGUAACUUGCACUGCUGUUUCGAUUUUAAACUAACAUUCGCAAUGUCAAGUGUAUCUGUUUCCGUUUAUUUUAAUAUAUCUAUGUAAAUGCAAGAAUGAGUAUUGUACAAUAAAGUUUUAUCUUCGCCUUUUA
Molecule: messenger RNA, 1829 nt
Organism: Ornithodoros turicata
Lineage: Eukaryota; Metazoa; Arthropoda; Arachnida; Ixodida; Argasidae
Product: sodium-coupled neutral amino acid transporter 7-like
Exons: 10
Coding region: 1-1701 (566 amino acids)
Biological process (GO): amino acid transmembrane transport
Molecular function (GO): L-amino acid transmembrane transporter activity
Source: RefSeq, a predicted model, not a curated record